AUGCCGGGGCGCAGGCGUAGGGCGUCCACGUCCAGCGUCGAGACCGUUGACACGUCGCAAAUCCGCUGGCGUCAAGAAUCCUCCGUCGUGCGAUCCGUACCAAAGGCCAUCCCCCCCGACGACUGGCCCGUCUUCGAGCUGCAAGAUGCCAUCGUUCUGAACAAGGACGGCGACAAGAUAGAAAACGCCCUCCACGUUGGUCACGAGGGCCCUUUCAUCGUCAGGGGCUUCCUCAUCAUCGAUGACCCGACCCAGCGGUCACAUCUCAUCAUGAAAGUGCGCGGCGCCACCCCGCUCGAGAUUCGACGAUGCGCAUCCUACUCCAUUGGAGAGUCACCCGACGGAAGACCGCUGAUCUGGGUUUCGGGCCAGGGCGGCUGGUACGAGAUCGAUCCCAGUCCGGCCUACAAACCCAUGUACAACAACAUGUGCGAGGCGACAACCAUGUACUACAACAUGGUUGACAUUUACGCAGAGGACCCGCCAAAGAGGUCAAAGAAGUCGAAAAACAACUCCGUCAUGGACGAGCUGGCCCAGGUCUUCCACAAGGUACCGCCGCCCCUGAUUCCUCGUCCAGCAUGGGCCCGUCGUCGGACUGACAGGACGCAGUACGCCGCGCGCAUCGGCGACGGCGCAACACUGGAAGACGUCUUUGAGAGGGCCAACAAGCACAGUGCUUUCUUUCUCGACCAGUUCUCGCACAGCAACGGCCUCGACUACAAUUGGAAGUCGACGGCCUUUUACAAAUACAUAACUACUGAGCAUGCUGUAAGCCAGCCCUCGCCGCUGUUUGGGCCUCGCCGGCAACGGAACACUAACUCCCCGCGCCUCCCCGUCGACCAGGACCUUGGCAAUCGAAUCAGGGAUGCCAUGGAACGACUCCGUCUCCAGUCCUUUGCAUCGGACGCAGGACACAGCUCCCGGGAGAACCCCCGCUCCCGCUCGGCAAAGAGCAGCAGCGUCGAAGUCACUGACCGCAAGGCCCUCCAGCCGAGCCAAAGACCGAGACCAGCCUCGACCUCGACCUCGACCUCGACCGCCCCCAAACCCGCCGCCGAGAAUGCCGUCCCCGCCAUGCCGCUCUACGUCCGGAGCGACCAGGACGCCGCCGCCGACUUGCCGUUGCACUCUGUCCUGAGCGCUCUAGAAGAUAUAUACCGCGGCAUUGGUUCCAGCAAAAAGGGCAUGACAUACCUGACGACCCUCAGUAAGCUGUACUUCAACUGCACUUUCCCCACGUACAAGGACAGCCGCAUCGGCUCUUACAAGCAGCCCGCCGACGACGUUCUGCACUACUACGCCCGGGCUCUCGUCGAGACACUGGACCCGAAAUACCACGCCCAUCAGAUGUACAGCAAACUCGAGGAACUCGCCACGACGCCCUUCCGACCACUGGCAUACAGGCCAACCGAGUUCCCCAUCGUCCUCGCCCCCCGUAAAUCGAUGCCGCGGAGGGUGGCCUCGUCGCAACCCCCCUCCACCCCCAACGCCAGUCCCCAAGGCCGCGCAUCCUCGGCGACGCAGACUCCCCGGCCCCAAGGCAAACGGCCGGCGCGCACGCCCGGAAAAUCCGCCCUGCGCCCGGUCAGCCGGGCCCCCAAACGGCCGCACGACGAGCUGGAAAGCGACGACGGCGAGUUCCCCGGCGUCAAACGGUCCCACUACCUGGACGAGGACGACUCCAUGGACGGCGCGCCCGAGCUCACCUCCCAGGACGAAAACGACGCAGACGCAGACGCAGACGACGACGCCGGCGCCGACGCCAAGGAAACCAAGUCCAGGCUCGGCCUUGGGCCCAUCAAGCUCGUCAUCAGGGCCGACCGGAUCCCCGACUCGUCGCCCCGCGGCCCGCACGACACGUGGACCUGCGACGAGGACGGGUGCGGCUACACGGUCCGCGGAGGCGACGAGCAGGACUGCCAGCACAAGAUCCAGCAGCACUUCAGAGACCACGAAAGGCAGCUCAGGCGCGUCAACCUCGCCGUGACCGAGGGCGCCCGCAACCACAUGCCCAUCAGGUACGCCUACUUCCCCCCGUUCCUAAUCCAAGCCGCCCUCGACCACGCUCCCUUCCCUCCCCGUCACCAUCCUUGGCUCCCGCCUCACACGCCACGACUCGCCGUCCAGGUCGACGCAGGUCCCUGCGUCCAAGUGGAUUAG
Molecule: messenger RNA, 2160 nt
Organism: Metarhizium album ARSEF 1941
Lineage: Eukaryota; Fungi; Ascomycota; Sordariomycetes; Hypocreales; Clavicipitaceae
Exons: 2
Coding region: 1-2160 (719 amino acids)
Source: RefSeq, a predicted model, not a curated record